Lytechinus variegatus (green sea urchin) is the source of this 2906-nucleotide messenger RNA. RefSeq names its product transmembrane 7 superfamily member 3-like. Lineage: Eukaryota; Metazoa; Echinodermata; Echinoidea; Temnopleuroida; Toxopneustidae. The coding region runs from base 111 to 1829 and encodes 572 amino acids. The transcript has 10 exons. The record is from RefSeq and is a predicted model, not a curated record.
AACGAACAGAAAGUUUAAGGGCAAGGGUACACUUUGCAUGCGCUAUGCAUAUUUAACGUUUUGAAUACCCCCAAAAAACUGCCGUCCUUCUCGAAAUAUUUUCAGUUAAAAUGAAGGCGAUUUUGGUCACAUUUUGGUUUCUUGCUAUUCUUGGACCUGAGCUCUCGCUCCAAGACGACUGUUCGGACGCACAAGAUCACUUACAGAUCAUAGCAGAUGAAUUCACGCUCUACAACGUGACAACGACGUUACCAAAGUUAACGUGCCUCAAUCUCACCUUCCCUCACUUCCCGAACGUCACCUACACUUCAGUGUUGAUACAGUACCAUGUAUGGAACUCUAAUGUGACUGGCUCGCUCUACGCCACUCCACGACCUGCGUAUGCAGUGAUGGGUGAUCAUCUGGGCUUGGUUUGGCCCGCAAAUCGUGUGGGCACCAUGCAGAGUUACUUGAGCCUGACCAACGACAACGAGACUGCGACCGAAGCCCUGAUUUUAUAUUCACCGUUCAACAGCUCGGUGCCUGUCCCCGGUGGAUGUAACAUGGAAGCUAACCUUCAGAUCAAUCCAAACCUCAAGAUAGCAUAUCAAGUCGAGAACGUUCUCAUCAACGUCACUUUCUCCAUGGCGAAUGUCGGUUACGACAAAGAUCCUCCUGCCUGCGCGGGUUCCAAUCCAAGAAAGAGCGUGCUCCGCUAUGACUUUUAUAUCCUGUUCAUCGACUGGAACAAGUAUUCAAAGAACUCUCUGUUCAGCGACUUGAAGAAGAUGAUGACUGUUGAAGGCAUUCUGAAACAUGGUAGAAAGAUCCAUACUUUUGGCAAAAAUGACAAGCUGGAGCUGAGUUUGGCGAUGUUCAACGGACGGGGCGUUAUCCUGAAUGCGAUAGCGAGAGAUUCAACGACCAACCAGAUGGCACCCUACUCCCCGGCAGUCACCUACGCCUGCGGGAAUAACCAUGGGAGCCUGUGCUCUGGAAGGGUUCAACCUUUAUACGGUGUAGUGUUUGCUGUAGCAAUGAUCAUUGGAGGGAUAAUCUGCUUCUCAGGACAUCAUUUCUUCCAUGCAGAGAUUGUAUUCUUUGGAUAUCUUCCGUUCUGUCUCUUCUCGAUCAUGAUUCUGUCUGCAAACACCGCCCUCACUCAAGAUGUAAUCUUGUUGAUUUCUCUGACCAUGGGUAUUCCUGGUGGCUGUAUGUGGUUGGCCUUGUGGUGGCGCUUCGGUUACGUCCUUCCCAUAAUGAUGUGGGUGUCGUUGAACCUUGGAUUCCUCUUCUCUGCUAUCAUCUUCUUCACUCCCUUCGGAAAUUUGAUUGUUUGGUAUAAGUCAGUAGCCUAUGGUAUGGCAUACAUGUGUGGGGUUAUGAUCAUUCCAGUAAUCCUCAUCGCAUUCUCAAAGUUUCUGAGCAUGCUUGCGUGUGCAGUGUGGGGGAGCUAUCUUGUCGUAGCCGGCAUUAGCUACUAUGGAGGCGGUGUUCUUCAUUACAUUGUGCUGAACAUUAUCCAUAGAUCUUACAUAACAGGGUACAGUGAAGCCCAUGUCAUUGUACCGAUGAACCCUUUAGACUAUUUCCUGAUAGGCUUAUGGUUUGUACUGAUCGUAGCCGGUGUUCUUGUUCAGCGUCGACUCACUAGAGGGCGACGUGACUUCCCACUCUGUCGUUACAAGGAGAACCUGCUGAAGCGUAACCACGAGAAGGCGAUGAGGAAUCGUAACCGCUACGAGGAUCGAGAGCGCCAAGGCCAGCAACGCGUGUUGGAGGAUCCUGCGGGAAACGUGAACGCGGGCGACGUGGGCGAUGACGACAGGAAUCCACUCAUUGUAGAUUAGUGAAAAAGAAUGCUAUGUGAGAUAGUUUUAUAUUAUAUGGUCUACAACCAGUUGGUCUAAUUCUCAGAGAGUCUAAUAUCAAAUGGGCUAGAGCUAUUUGGUCUACUUUCAACUCAAUGUAAAUUAGUGAAAGACCUUGUUAUGUGAGGUUGGUAAAUAUUGUCUUGGUCUACACUAUAUCUCAGUCUAGUAUCUCAAGGGCUAAAUUCAUUUGGUCUACUUUCAAUAGUGAAAGAUCUUGCUAUGUAAGAUUAGUGUAUAUUCCCUGGGUCUAUGAGCAGUUGGUCUACUUCCCAGGUAGUCUAAUAUCGCAUGGGCUAAAUCCAUUUUGUCUACUACAUAUCAAUUAAUUUUAGAUUAGUGAAAGACCCAGAUUGGUUGAUAUUGUCUUGAUCUAGACUACUUCUCAGUCUAAUAACUCAUUGACUAAUUCCAUUUGGUCUACUAUCAAUAGUGAAAGAUCUUGCUAUGUGAGAUUAGUCUACUAGUAUAUUCCCUUGUCUAUGAGCAGUUGGUCUACUUCCCGGGUAGCCUAAUACCACACUCCACCCCACCCCCACCCAAAAAAAAGAGGGAGAAAUUUGCAGACCAAAAUAUGCAUUUUUAAUUUAUUGCUAUAACACUCUAUGGGUAUAGCCUAACUGGAAAUUAGGCUUAUAGGUUCAUGUAACAUUGUAACUGGGCUAAAUGGAACUAAAGCAAACACUGAUUAGACAAAUAGGUUAGACCAUGUGGGAUGAUACCAAAUGGAAAAUAGACAAAGCGGAUGUAGACCAUUUGGCAAUUUACUUUUUACAUCGCUGGAAUACUUGAUGAAAGUAUUAGCUCAUUUUCCUCAAUUUGAGGUAAAACUAUCUACACUUUAUAUGUAGUUCUUUAAACAUUCCUUCCAUUAAUAAUCAUUUAUCAUCAUUAGAUGUUCUGAAAACUUAGGGUAUGCCUUUAAAGUAUGUCCCAGAAAUCCAGAAAUUGAGAUUCCCAUUUUUCUCCAAAAUGAGCAAAUAAUAUUUUUACAUUUGAUUUACAGCUUAAUAAAACUCUGUUUAUCUUUUAUAUUGAUACCAACUCGGAUAACUA